Phaeodactylum tricornutum CCAP 1055/1 is the source of this 1008-nucleotide messenger RNA. RefSeq lists its product with no specific name. The record is from RefSeq and is a predicted model, not a curated record. Bases 71 to 859 code for a protein of 262 amino acids. NCBI's taxonomy places the organism in Eukaryota, Bacillariophyta, Bacillariophyceae, Surirellales, Neidiaceae. The transcript has a single exon.
CUAGCAGUAACGAUUACAGCCGUUCUCAAUUUCUUCCCUCCGUACCAAAACAUUGACAACCCUUUGUAAGAUGAGUCUCGUAUCCACCGACCACAAGCCCAACUACGAAACGAUUGAGAACCAACUUGACGUCCACGAGAUGGCUUUGGAAGACUCGGUCGUCACGGUGGACAAAGAAUUCACGCCCUCGUCUACUUCGACCUCCAGAUUCUUCCAGAUCCUCUGCAUCGGGGCAGCCUGUGUGGGUGCCUACGGAUGCCUCUAUCGGACCCUGGCGAACGCGGAUCUUCGUCCCCAUUGGUCUUCCACCUCUGCUAAUCUCGCGCCCUCUUCCGUGUCGUCGCUCAUGUCCGUACCGCUGGAAGGAUCCGCACACGACAAGAACUCUACACACCAACAACACUCUGCCCAUCAUCAUCAACACUCCGGAGACCACCACCAUUCCGGACACGACAAGGACUCUGCGCAUCACAAGGACUCCGCCCGCGCUUGUACGUUUGACGAAUGCUACCAGACCAGCUGCGACGCUGAAACGGCACCCUACACGUGUCUCUUCCACAACGGGGGUCCGCAUGGAGGAUGUUCCGUCACUCCCUGGACCGACUCGACCUGCGACGAUCAGUGCGAUCUGCAUGAUUGCAACGACUACGACGUUCCCGAUUCGGUCGAGCGCUGUGACACACCCUGCGACGAGUCCUGGUGUACGGAGUCCGGCGGGCAAGUCUGUCCUACCAAUGUGCCUUACCAGUGUAUGGAUGGGUCGGCACGCUUUGGGUGUAGUACGGACGAACUCCAGUGGACCCUCAAGACAGACGAAACAACCUGCGGGCAUUGUUGCGACGCCACCAGUUGCUACUAACUGUAAAACACGGAAACACAAGUAAAAAUACGGCUACUACGACUGGGGAAAGGAACAAGCAGGUCCUGGACAUCUUUAUAACUUGGCUCCCGAACAUUGACUAUUACUUCGGCGUACGUAUAGAUAUCUAUAGAACUUCGUCAUUGACU